GGGGGAGCUGUGAAUAAACUACCCCUUUUUGUUUCAUUACCUUCAAUUUUCUUUGUUCGGUAGAAAAAAACUACCGAACACAGACAACCCCCCCUAGCUCAUUAACUACAAAGCAGACCGCAAGUUAAGUGCUCUCUCUGUGUGGCCGCCGUGCAGGAGAAAAUGUCGGCCAUCUUGUUUGUACGAAAGAAGGCAGCGGGACUUGGUCGUCGAGUGUCUGGAUCUGAAAUUGGACACUCGUCUUCCUGAACACUGGUCAACUUCACGAACACCUACUUCCUUUCACCGACCAGCCAGGAGAGCGCUAUUCGGUAGGGUUGUUCCCACGAACUAGGGGAACAAACGCUACCUAUGAGUCAGGGGAACGGUUCGUGGAUUUGUUCAGUUUUAGACUUGUCGAAAUAGACCAACCGUACAGCCUAAUUUCAUGGAUUUCUUUCUGGGCAGGAGCCUUGUGUGCGGUCGGUCAAAUUAAGACUACCAUGGAACGCCUGAACCCCUGAACUGAUGUUGGUCCCCCAGAUCAGAGCUAUUAGGGGAUACAUUUGUGGGCGUCUCCAUGGACUUUGGGGUACUUUCUGAGUUUUGUGAAAAUGGUGUGGGUUUUUUUUUUUUGUGUGUGUGUGUGUUUCGGGAGAUAAUCGAGUUUAGUAUAGUGCUUGACUCAAUUAUCUCCCCAGUACAGGGGAAAGAUUAUAUUAUUGUAUGUAGGAGUGUCCUGGUCCAGUGGGGAAUGCUCCUGAAAUAUGUCAACUGAAACCCUGUAAAUUGGUAACUGUAUAUAAACCAGGCGGUUAGCCUGAAUAAACCAUUCCUGUUAUACCCUUCAUCUAGUUUAGACUGAUGUUUGGGUUUUCGUCUGAUUUACUUGGGAAAUAUACUUGGCUGCUGUACUUUGUUUCCUCCCGAACUGCUGGAGGCUAACGGACGAAUGGUUAUCUGCAAUACCAGUGCUCGUUACAGUUGCAAACUCCCAUCACCCUUAACCCUGAGCAUUUAAUUAUUGCAGUUUCUAUAAACUCCUCCUCUAGUGGCUGUCUACCGGGAAUCAAAACUGACCUUUGGAAUUUUGGACGUCCUCACGCUCUGCAUGGGGACUUCAGCAUCAGAUUUUUUUCCCCAUAGGAAAGCAUUGAAUAAUACUUUCCUAUGGGGAAAUCCUAAUGCGAGCAUAGUCCAGGUAAGUGACCAAAAGGGUUAUAAACCCAGUCCGCUCCCUGGGAGGGGGCCUUAAAAGAGGGAAGCUAGAGUGCCAGGAAAACGAGUUUGUGUUCCUGGCACUAUAGUUUUUCUUUUAAUAAAGAGGUCUAAAACUAUUAUUCCAAGAUCAGCUGUGAUUUUCAUUGGAUGCUUCCUUUAGGUGGCAGAGCCCUAUGAUACCAAUUCAGAGCAUUUCAUAAUUUGUGUGACUCUGUCCAUGAGAGGGCAGCAUCAUUACAACAAUAGUGCCAUUCAAAAUGUUUCCUUUGGGGCUCUGAAUCUUCACUUCCAACAUUUCUCAACCGACUAACAGUAAUUGGAGCUAGGGGCUACAUAAGGUUAAACCUCACACUCUGGAAAGACUCCGGCUUAGAGCUUUGAUUGUAGUGCCCCUUGCCGCAGUUAUGCGUUCCACUGUAAAUAAAUGCUAGCACACAAAACCUUACAUUUGAUGUGAUGCUGGUUAGUUGUGUGUUGCCUGUUUGUAGGACCUGGUUUUAUGCCAUGUCAUCAACACCUGAGAAUCCACUAUGUAAGCAGUCUUGGACCAUCACAACUUUACUAAUAUUUUCUUAGAAUAUCGGUACUCCAAUCUAGAUGUUUUAAAUUCUUCUUGUGCCGAACUCUUCUCUGAUGAUAAUGCUGCCCAUGUUUUCACAGGCCCAAGUUCUGGGGCAGUGGAUGACAUGCUGGAUGUAGAAAACAAGCGCCUCACUGAGAAUCUAUCCACGAAGGUGACUAGGCUGAAAUCGGUAAGUAUACAGAGUGAGGGAGAUAUUCAGAAGCUUCAGCCUCCACCACUAUCAAUUAUCAGCAUUAAACAUAAUAAACUCUAUUUAAUUAACACAUGCAUGUCUACCUGCAGCUUGCCCUGGACAUUGACAGAGAGGCUGACGACCACAACAAGUACCUGGAUGGAAUGGUGAGACUAUGCCGAGUAAUACAUGUCCAUUCUCUCAUGUAUUUGGCAUUAUUCUAGGGAUGGAAUUCUAUAGAUUAGAAAACAUCCGGGUUUCUAGGUGUGUUUGAUCUCUAGCUGCUCUUAUCCUCUGCAAGAUAUAGAGCAUGGCAAAUGGUAGUUCUUCAGCUGUUUGUAACUACAACUCCCAUGAUUCUUUGUAAACCAGCUGUAUUUCUAUAACAAACCGGCUACAACUAAUAUGACCUGUGGUAAUCACAAUGUUUCUCUUUGUUCUGUAGGAUUCUGAUUUCAUGAGUGUGACCGGUCUUCUUAGUGGCACUGUGAAACGUUUCACAGGGAUGACUCGUUCAGGACGUGAUAAUCGCAAGAUAUUAUGUUAUAUUUCAGUCGGACUUGUUGGAUUGUUCUUUCUAUUGUACUACUUAGUAUCUCGGGCCAGCACGUGAAGGUGGCUCUCCACACCACCCCAAAAAGACAUUCCAAAUGCACAGUACCUGAUGACCCACAACGUGAGAUGGAAUAUGCCAGCUGAUGUGUAGAAAAAGGGGUCUUGGCACUUUAUGAAAUUCCCUCAAAAAGCAGGGUACUUCGUCUAACAAUCAAUCUUAUACACCUAAUCCAGUAACCAUAACAAAUUUCAUCUAAAUUGUGAUUUGAGAUGAAUACUUUGAAUCAACUAUAUCUAGAAAAAAAUAUUAAUUUCUAUCCAGUUUCUACAAACUUAUAUCAGUAUGUAUUUUAUGCAAACCAAGUUAAUUUAUUCAUAGGCUUCAUUAUUUUAAAACUACCUUUCCAUAUACCAGGUAUAUUUUUCAAGUACAAAUAAAAAUGUUUUUUUUUUUUUUUCUGUGUUUAAAUAGAAGUGCAGUUCUAAAAUGCUCAAAUAUAAAAUGACGAGAUGGGUAAACCAUGCUAUUUAUAAUUAUGUCCAUAAUGAGGACAUUCCAAGCUGUCUUUACUAAAAGAUAAAAGGGGUCAAUGGCCCAGGCCCCAGCGUGCAGAUUAGUCGACGAACUGAGCUGCUGCGGUAUGUGGUCCAGCUCUCCGUUCUGAGGAAGCAGCGCUCUCACACCUAGGGCUAUCUGACAGAGGAGAAAUGGGACACUGAGUACUGCCAAGGGGCUUCUCUUGAUAAAUAUUUUUUUUUUUUUUUCUUUCAAUCUUUUUAGUUUUUUUCCACAGGUGCUGAUUUAUCUAAACUCUGCGAUUGGCUUGAAGGACACCCUUUUGUGAAUAGGGCCGUUAAUUUCACUAUAAUCAGAUCAAGGUGCAUGGUUAUAGUGCUUGUACUUUCCCAUUUUAAGUGAAAAUCAGAAUGUUUGUGCAGUUUAUUCUCACUUUAUUCAAAUUGGCUAUUUUUAUUUCAGCUGGCAUUUAUACAGUGUAUACAUACACUAAUGUGAGGCUAUAACAGAAAACAAAUAGUGCACAUCUUGUCCAGUUUACCAACCAGCAAAUUUUAUUUUUUAAACACUUGUGACAUUGGACGUCAUGAUGUUUAUAGGGUACAAGUUCCCUGGUGGCUUUGCCGUUUAGGAUUUGGGACCUUACUUGGCUACAGGUGGAACUCUGUAUAUAGUUUUGUACCAUGCCUCU
Molecule: messenger RNA, 3718 nt
Organism: Pelobates cultripes (western spadefoot toad)
Lineage: Eukaryota; Metazoa; Chordata; Amphibia; Anura; Pelobatidae
Source: the annotation of a GenBank genome assembly